GCUGUUUAACACGAGUUUAUAAGCAGUGUGGCCUCCCAUGUCAGCUCCUCAAUCAUUAGCGUUAAAGACAAAACAACGCCCGUGACUUCGGGAAAAAAACACACAUCUAUUUUAUGAUAUUUUGCAUUGUUUUUAACGUUAGCUAAGCGUUAGUGAUUAGCACGUUUGGGCUGAGUGAGAGCCGCUGACGUGAUCCCAACUACCCCGGUGACUAAACCACGGCUAUGGAUCCUGAUCGGCAGAAAUGCAGGGAGGAAAUUCAGAAAGCCAUGAGCUUUAUCCAGUCCUCCUUGCCUUUCCCAGAGCCGGAGAGAUAUGAGGCAUUUGUGAUGCAGUUGGUGUGUAACUUGCUGGACGAGGGCAAUUCUUGCUUUCGGGAUGGAGACUGUCGUCAAGCCACCCAUCAGUACGGAGAAGGGGUCAGCGUGGCCCGCUACGCUCAGGCCGAGGCCCUCGUCAUCCCUCACGAGCUGCUGGAGAGCCUGUACGUCAACAGGGCUGCUGCCUGCUACCAGACGAGGGAGUACGAGCGCGGCAUCCAGGACUGCGACAGCGCGCUGUGCGUGUCAGAAGGCAGCCGCCGGGCUCUGUACCGCAAAGCCAUCUGUCUGAGGGAGUUGGGACGCAUCCGGGAGGCCUACGAUUGUGGAACCAAAUGUCUACUCACGGCACCGCACGACAGGCAGGUGAACGAUCUGGCUCAGGACCUGGCCAGUAAACUGGGCCUGAAGGGCCGCAAGGCCUACGUCAGCUCCCAGACGGAGUCCACCGCCACAGAAGGGGAGGGUCAUGGGGAGACCUCCCCACCCACAGGAGAGAUGUCCUCCAAUGGGCUGGAGUCUCUGGGUGACAUGGGACCAGCGGACCAGUCUAACGCGCAGUGCAUCCCCGCUCCUUUGGCCACGCCCAUCCCCGUCAGCGACGACCCGGCGUCCCCCGAGGGGACCCCGUGCACCGACCUGUCGGAGAGCCCCAGCAGCCAAGGCCUGCCCCCCAUGCCGUACUCCGUCCCCGUGUCGGAGCACAUGGACGAAUGCAGCAGCAGCGUCAUCAAGGACGAGCUGGACAGCCUCCUGGAGUGCAUCCCCAAGAAAGUGAGCGAGAGUCCAGUCCAGGGUGCUAUCCCCACCAACCUUUCCAACACGGCGGUGGGUCUCCGGCCGCCAUACUCUCCAAACCGUCCAGCCCUGUCGCCCCAGCUGUCCCCGACCUUCUUCAGCUCCUCCAUCAGUGAGAUGCCCCCACUGGAGUCCUAUGCGCCGCUAGCCGAGCGGGACCAGGGCUCCACCCAGGCGCAGGACGCACUGGGAGGCUUUCCCACGGAUGGAGAGGGGAAGGCGGGAGUCGCUGCUGGCGGACUGGACUCGUUGUCCGAGUAUACUCUCCCUGGGGGACGGAUGUGUCACAGCUUCAUCCCUGGAUUGCGUAACAACAGUGCUGCACAUGCAAACGGUUCAGCAGGAACCAACCUGUCUCUGCUCUCCAGGAAUCCUCUGGCGGUCACUCAUGAGUUUCGGCAGGCCUGUCAUGCCUGUUACAGCCGAAUAGGUCCUCGAGUGAUGGACUACAAGUAUCAGCCGGAGGCGGCACACCGCUGUAAAAGGGAUGUGCUUCUGUGCCGCCUUAAAAACACAGACGACCCGACCUGGAAGAGGAUCCGCCCGAGACCGGCGCGGAACAACUUCCUGGGGGCCUUUGUGCUCUGUAAAGAGGUGCAGGAGCGCCAGGAGUGCCAGUACGGGGAGAACUGCACGUUUGCGUACUGCCAGGAGGAGAUCGACGUGUGGACCCAGGAGAGGAAGGGCGCGCUGAGCCGAGAGCUGCUGUUCGACCCGCUGGGCAGCACCGAGAGGCGGGCGCUCAGCGUCACCCGGCUGCUGCAGCUCCACAUGGGCAUGUUCAUGUUCCUCUGUGAGGAAUGUUUCGACAGUAAGCCUCGCAUCAUCAGCAAGCGCAGCAAGGAGAACUUGGCGGUCUGCUCGAACCUCACAGCGCGACACCCGUUUGACGACAACAAGUGUCUGGUGCACGUGGUGCGGUCGGCCAACGUGCGCUACAGCAAAGUGCGCCCGCUGCACCCGCUCUGCCAGUUCGACGUGUGUCGCCACGAGGUUCGCUACGGCUGCCAGCGCGAGGACAGCUGCUCCUUUGCUCACUCCGUCAUCGAGCUCAAAUGCUGGGUCCUGCAGCAGGAUACAGGUAUCACCCACGAAGAGAUGGUGCAGGAGUCCAAGAGGCAUUGGCAGCGGCUGGAGCAGAACGCACAGAAGCACCAGAAGCCCAUCCACAUCCCACAUCAAAGCAGCGGCAUGACAGCGGGGGGCGUGGGGGGGAUGGGCGGCGGGGGGGGAGACGGCAUCGGUGGGGGCGGCGGCGUGGGCCCGGUGGGGGGUCUGGGGAUGGGAGGGCUGAGCGCGGGCAUCGGGAGAGGGCGGCCCCUCAACCUGAAAAUGAAGUUUGUGUGCGGCCAGUGCUGGAGAGAAGGGCAGGUCAACGAGCCCGACAAGAACCUCAAGUACUGCACGGCCAAGGCGCGGCACAGCUGGACGAAGGAACGUCGGGUCCUGCUGGUGAAAUCGUUCGAGAAGAAGAAGUGGGUGGUUGUUCGCCCGCUGCCCUUCUCCCGCACCUACCCACAGCAAUAUGACAUGUGUGUGCACGUGAUGAAGCAGAAGAAGUGCCACUACAUCGGGAACUGCUCGUUCGCCCACAGCCUGGAGGAGAGGGACGUGUGGACCUACAUGAAGAACAACAGCUUGAGAGACAUGCAACAGAUGUACGAGCUGUGGCUGCACCUGACCAAUCAGAGUAGGCGCACGGAGAGCUCAGCGGUGAACCCGCCCCCCGAGGACAAGCAGGUCACCAUAACAGCGGAUUAUGCAGAAAGCAUGGGCGGCCGGCGGCUGUCGGACGGGGAUGACCUCUGAGAGUUGCCGUGGAGACCGGAGGCAGCUGGUCGCCGUUGAGCCGAAGACGGAGAGACGGGGCCGGCCACACCGGCUGCACCUGAACUGUCUGACCUCCUGUAACAUCCAGCCAGCAAUGUCGGAGAAGGUGGACACGCAACUAAAUGGUUGAGCCCCAUAUGCACACACACACACACACACACACACACGCAUACAAACGCUUCCACACAGCACAUGACUCUCAAAUCAAAGGCACCUCUUUAGAAAGCUUUGUGAGGGGAAAAGGACUUUUUUUGUUUUUAGGAUGAAGCUUCAGUUACACUCGGCACCUUUAGGCUCCGCCCCCUUCCAGCAGAUUAUACUGCAGAAAUUCCACACACACCUAGUUUUGCUCUGACUAAAAAUAAUGAUAAUAAACUAGUAUUCCAUAGUGCUCUUUGGACUGAGAAUCUUGUGUCCACCUGGCGCCACUUUUUAUUUUUUUUGUUCAAACCUUGGGUGGGUGCGCUGGUCGCAGCCCUUAAAUUUAGCUCGGUGAUCAUUUAAUAACUGAAAGUUAAACAAAAAAUAUUUAACUUUGGAGUGCUAAGCCCACAACGCAGAGACUUAAAAAUGAAUUGUAAAAAUAGAUUCUCCUCGAUGAUCUGCCCAACAACCAAAUCCUGCUCUCCUGCCUCUGGAUGGCGAGCGGCGUCACGAAAGCUUUCUGAUGACUGAUUUUGAAUAAUGCUUUUUUUCUUUCUUUUCCAAGGUGGAGUUGCGCUUCACGUUAUAUUGUCUGCCAUAUUGGUAGAACGCUAUGAAUGUAAUGCCUGCACGGGCCUUUUGAAACUAGGAGAUUAGUCAUUUAAAAUAAUGUUGCUGUGAUUGUGGAAUGUAUGCAAGUAUAUUUUCAUGCCCCCAAAAACAAACUUGCAUCACACGACAGCCCCCCCCCCCCCCCCUAGAUAUAUACGAUGGCCUCCUAAGAGCUGGUUAUGUAAUCAAACCAACUUUCCCUUGACGGGACGAACACGGACACAUGACCUGUUACGAGGCCGCCGGUCUCCAGGUGAAUCACAGCAGGACUGAGUAGCGUCCGCCUCGGGUUACUAAAGGGGGGGGGGGGGUUGUUUAACCAACCGGCUGUGGCUAACGGCUCAAACCAAUUGUUGCCAAGGCAACCGAGGGAGCUUUUCACCAUCUGACGAGAGACGCAGAGCGGGUGUAGGAGGCCGAGAGAGAGAGAGAAGUGACUGUUCACUGGGGCAGAGGAAACGCAGAACACAGUUGAUUGUGAGAAUAUUUGGGGUAGUUUUGAAGCGAGGGCGUUUCCACCUCUUCAGUUGAGUUGGGGGUCGUUGUUUCACAGGCUGGGCCCAACAGCCUCAGAUGGACACCAGGGUCCCUCAUGUGCAUCCAUUGGUUAUGUUCCUGAUGGCUGUGUUAACCUUUUUAUUAUGGGAAACCUUCUCACCACAUGUUGUGCCUAUAAACAACACACACACACAUAUACACACACGCACACACAGAGGCAGGAUGUCUGUUCUGGCCUUUUAAUGUGGACGGAGACACGACGGAGAUGCGUCUAUAUUCAGAUACAUAUCCACGCAUAUUAUACAUAUUUACAAGUAAUGGGAUACUAUUAAUAAUAAUUGAUAACUUAGCGGUUAAGCUUAAUAAAUAUAUAACCUGAAAAACCUGUAUUGAUUACAUAGAACUUAUUGUUAUUGAGGUAUUGCUAUAUGACAUGUAUCACUAAACUAGAUGACUAUAGUGGUUUUUGUUUUAUAUGAUUAUUUUUUAUUUUGUCAUUUUUUUCCCUUCUGUGUGGGUUGUUCCAGACCGGGUUUGUUUUUGUUUGUUUAUUAGUUUGUUUGUUUGCUAAAUCUUUACACGGGGCAGAAGGGAAGCGUUCGAGUCGCCCAACUCUUUCUUAAAUUUUGUAAAACAUUUUUUGUUUACUGGAUCUACAGGAAGAGUCAGUGUUUCUGUUCUGCAAUGUGUGGGUCAAAAGCUGCACUUUAGAUUUCAAGCCUUCAUUUAAUUUUGUGGUUUGGCUCAGUGCAAAAAUAAUUAAAAAACUUCAAUUCCCCAAAAACGGUCAAAUCCUGAGCAGAACAUUGCGGUCCUAUUGUUUAAACUCUGGUGUGGAACAGCCCCGGUAUUAACUCUGAGGGAUCAUAUUACUCUGAGUAUUAUGAUGAAUAUAAUGAUGAUGAUCGCUACCUAUCGACUAUUUCUAUUUCUUCUCUAUAUGCUAUUGAUAUAUGUAUGUUUAUUGCAAUGUAUAACUCUCUUUAUAUAUGUAUCCAUGUAAGAAUAUAAUAAUUAACGGUAAAUAUGCGUCUGUGUGAGCAGCGGGGCCACGGCUCUGUCCGGGCGGCGGCGGGCGGGACGCGCCCACAUCGUUAACGUGAGGCGUUUGAGGUUCCCGCCUCCAGGUGGGGACGUCGGCGCUCAGCUCACCUGCGGUAGAAGACGUUUCACACGGUAGAGCUGCUUUAUAUUAAUGUCGUCCUGAGCUCUGUUCGUUAAGAUUUAGGAUUAUUUAGGCACUGGACACGCGAGAAAAGAUAGUUGAUGACUGAAGUACAAUACAUACAAAAUAUAUAUAUUUAUAUAUAUAUAUAUAUCUCCUCAGUGUUGAUCCAACGGAGCCCGCUGCCUGUGCGCUUUAGUCUAAAUGAUUCAUGGGUGUGGAGACAGAAGCAUCUAUAGUAGCCUGUAUACUCCUGUGUAGCGCCUUAUUCGAUAUACUACACCUAUAAGAUGAUACAUGCCCCUAUUUUAUAUUCCUGCUUACUAUAUACAGUAUAUGAUACCUUAUACCUAUUAUAAUACUUAGACACCUGUAUACAGUAAUUUAGAUAAGAGAUGGUGGAGCUUUUUCUUUGUUUUUUUGUGUCUCUGUGGUCGGUGCCGUGUUCAAAAGGUUCUUUGUCAUUCCAUAAUUAUCCAUUCCGGAUAUUCAGCAAAGCAGCCGGGAUGCAAACAGACCACCAGCCACAUGCCAAAACUUAGUAAAUCUUAAUUUUGUCUGGGGGGAAAGAAGAGAAGAAAAAAAGAAGAUGUCUUUUGGUUAAAUAACCACAUGGUGGGAUUUUAUUUUCAAUUUAUAAUUUGCUUCAUUUAAAUAAGGACUGUGGCUAUGGCUUAUGUAAUGGCUGCUAGGACUAGUGGACACACGCACAACUCCCGAUAAGGACAUGUUGGAGUAAAUGGUUAUGGAGGCAUGGUUCUGCUACUUUGUGCGUACACAACUACGAUAUUUACAGCGGCUGCAGUACAAGAAACCUCUAGCACACACACUGCCGCGGUUCUGCUUCUACUAUGAGGUGAUGAUUCCCCAUCUGUGUGUGUGUGUGUGAGGGCCUUAUCAUGCAGACGCAGUUACUUUUGGUAAUAGUCCUGCCCUCUGAUACAGUUGGUCACGUGAUUCCCAGCACCAACAUACACACACACACACACACCAACAAAAAAAUCUUAAUUUAAUCUAAAUAUUGUUUCUUUGAGUUGUUUUCAACGACUGAUGAUGAAACCAGGGUCGUAAGAAGUGGAGAAAAAAAACAAGGCCUCCUUUUUGUACUGUGUUUUUACAUUUUUGUUUUAUGUUUUAUCUCCUUGACUUUGUUUCCUCUCGUUCUCCCUGGUUGGAAGUUCAUGAUCUCAUAAAUGGACCAAAUCUCUUGAAAGCAUUUAAUAAACAAGAUUGUUUUAGAAAAGAAGUUUUUUUUUUUUUUUUUUUUUUCUCCAUUAAUUGAAGAUCACGGUUUACAACUUGGUCAAAUUGUAAUAAACAAUUAACUCAUGAA
This is a messenger RNA of Pseudoliparis swirei, 6700 nucleotides long. It is a transcript of the gene zc3h7bb, whose product is annotated as zinc finger CCCH-type containing 7Bb. Bases 225 to 2927 code for a protein of 900 amino acids. The record is from RefSeq and is a predicted model, not a curated record. Gene Ontology annotation, biological process: miRNA processing. Gene Ontology annotation, molecular function: miRNA binding; metal ion binding; protein binding. The transcript is spliced from 21 exons. NCBI's taxonomy places the organism in Eukaryota, Metazoa, Chordata, Actinopteri, Perciformes, Liparidae.